GAUUUUCUGGCAAGAGCAGUAGGGUGAGACUGAGAACUGGAUCCAACCAGGACCCAAGCAAGGACGUCCCACAAGCCCUGCAAGGACUUCUGCACCCAGCUUUGCCAUUUGGUCCUCAAUGGUGAGAACCCUGGCUCCCACUGCCCUCGCCAUCUUCCUGACUUGCCUCUUCUGUGGGGCACAUGGCCAGACCCCCAGGGCUUUCCAGGAGAGCACCGUCCCCUUCGAGGUGCUGAGCCAGGAGCAGGCUUACAGCCUGGUCCAGUCAAGCCUGCUCCAGGAUGCCAAGUUCUCAAACCACUCAGAGACCCUCCCCAGGAGCACCAGCUCUGAGCCACCCCUGCUGCCCUUGUGCGUGAAGCCUGCAGACAUCAGACACAUCUUCAAGUACAUCAACACCAUCGUGUCCUGCACCAUCUUCAUAGUCGGGAUCAUCGGGAACUCCACGCUCCUGAGGAUCAUUUACAAGAACAAGUGCAUGAGGAAUGGGCCAAAUGUCCUCAUUGCUAGCUUGGCCCUCGGAGACCUUCUCUACAUCCUCAUUGCUCUGCCCAUCAAUGUCUAUAAGCUCUUGGCAAAGGACUGGCCCUUUGGCGUGCAGGUGUGCAAGCUGGUCCCCUUCAUCCAGAAGGCCUCAGUGGGCAUCACAGUCCUCAGCCUUUGCGCUCUCAGCAUCGACAGGUACCGAGCGGUGGCAUCGUGGAGUCGGAUCCAGGGGAUAGGAAUCCCCAUGUGGAAGGCGGUGGAGGUGAUAGUGAUCUGGGCAGUGGCCAUUGUGCUCGCAGUCCCCGAAGCUAUAGCCUUUGACAUGGUGGAGCUCAGCUACUGGGAGCAACACCUCUGGGUGUGCAUGCUCGCUUCUGAACAGAAAUCCAGCUUCAUGAUGUUCUACCGUGAUGUGAAGGACUGGUGGCUUUUUGGCUUCUAUUUCUGCCUCCCCUUGGUAUGCACCGGCAUCUUCUACACCCUCAUGUCAUGCGAGAUGCUGAGCAAGAGGAACGGCAUGAGAAUCGCUCUGAAUGACCACAUGAAACGGCGCCGGGAGGUGGCCAAGACGGUGUUCUGCCUCGUGGUGAUCUUCGCUCUCUGCUGGCUGCCCCUCCACCUCAGCCGUAUCCUCAAAAAGACCAUCUAUGACCAGACAGACCCCAACAGAUGUGAGCUGCUCAGUUUCCUCCUAGUGAUGGAUUACUUCGGGAUCAAUAUGGCUUCCCUCAACUCCUGCAUCAACCCUGUGGCUCUCUACUUUGUCAGCCGGAAAUUCAAGAACUGCUUCCAGUCCUGCCUGUGCUGCUGGUGCCAGAGACCGGCUCUCAGCAUCACGCCGACGGACGAGAAGGGCUCCGUUGGGAAGUGGAAAGCCACUGGGCAGGAGCUUGGGCUGGACCGGAGCAGCUCCCGCUUGAGUAACAAGUACAGCUCUUCCUAA
Messenger RNA from Opisthocomus hoazin, 1429 nucleotides. NCBI's taxonomy places the organism in Eukaryota, Metazoa, Chordata, Aves, Opisthocomiformes, Opisthocomidae. The record is from RefSeq and is a predicted model, not a curated record.